UUCGCUGCUCGUUCCGCACCCCGCGCCGGGCCCCGCCGCCCUGGACCGCAGGAGGAUAGUAUUGUGUUUAAAAUGGAAGUUGACAUAAAUGGAGAGUCCAGAACUACCCUAUCCACCCUCCCUGUGCCUCUUGCAGAAGUGAGUCCCACGGGCAGGAUGGAAGCAGAGAAGCCCCGCUGUUCCAGUACCCCCUGCUCACCAAUGCGACGGACGGUUGCAGGUUAUCAGAUCCUUCACAUGGAUUCUAACUACCUGGUUGGCUUCACGACUGGAGAGGAGCUGCUAAAAUUAGCCCAGAAGUGUACAGGAAGUGAAGAGAAUAAAGGGGAAUCUGGGCCAAAUUUGCGCUCCAAACAGCUUGAUUCAGGACUUGCACGUUCCUCCCGUUUGUACAAAGCUAGAAGUAGGUAUUAUCAGCCAUAUGAGAUCCCAGCAGUAAAUGGACGGAGGAGGAGACGGAUGCCCAGCUCAGGGGAUAAAUGCACUAAGGCUUUACCAUAUGAACCUUACAAAGCACUUCAUGGUCACCUGCCUCUUUGCCUUUUAAAAGGUAAAAGGGCUCACUCAAAAUCCCUGGACUACCUGAAUUUAGACAAAAUGAACAUUAAGGAACCUGCUGACACAGAAGUGCUACAAUACCAGCUCCAACACCUUACCCUUAGAGGGGACCGUAUGUUUGCAAGAAAUAACACAUGAGCUAUCAUCUCAAAUUUAGAACCAAUUUCUGAUUAUUUCUCUGUUGCUGCAAAAAUCCACUGUUGUGCUGUGUUCAUGACUGUCCACAUUGUAGGUGGUUGUAUCAGCUAAAUGUUAUCAGAAAGUAAUUUAUUUGAAUAGAAUCUUGGCAAUGCAAUAUGUCACAAAUACUCAGAGGGAGAGAUCUUUCCUAAGCAAGCAGCUUCUGAUGCAAAUUUGACUGAAACUGGUGGAUAUUUCUUUGGACACCUUUUAACAAAAAAAAAAAAAAGAAAAGCUUUUGAUUUUUGGGUUUGGGAUUUUUUUUUUUGUAUAGUUAGAUCUAGUAUUUACAGUAAUUUAACACUGAAAAAUUGGUGAUGUCUGGUUGGUUGUUGCUAAUUUUGGCUUGAUGUUAGAAACUGCUCUUGGAUAAGUAGUCAAGUUUAGGAGGUUUUUUCGUUUUACUUUGUUCCUGUAUUCUACAGUAAAAUGUAUGUAUUAUUUUUUUACAUCAUGGAGAGGAAAGUGAGCUUGGCUAGACUGGAUCACUUGCUAUUUAAACAAUCCAGUUCAAACAUUUGCGAACUGUGCUUGCACUGUGUGAUGAGGGUGAGAUUCACUCAUAAAACAAACCUUUGCUACUUGAAUCCUAUUAAAUUAUUUUUUAAUUUCUGCAUGGAAGUAAUUGCUUUGCCUCCUCUGUUCUAUAAAACUUGUUCAGGAUAAGUAUUUGGGUUAUUAUAAACAAAUCUUUCUGGGAAAGAAGAUUUUUUUUUUUUUGUUAGUGGGGUUUAUUUUUUACAUUGUCUUGACACACACACAAGGAUUCACUUCAGAUUCCAGUAAAUACCCUGGAAUGUCUGCAUUGUUAUGUCAAUAAUGUUUCUUAUUUUAAUUCAUGAUUUCUGUAUCAUGUAUAGUAACAGAAGGUGUCAAAUAGCUUCAGCAUUGCUUCAGAAAGUUAGUUGAUUUGGUGCACAUGAGAUCUAGAAGGCUGAUUUCUUUUGAUGGAGUGCAAGUGAAGUAUUUCUGUAUCAGCAUUGAAGAGAUGACCCUGGAUUACUCAACAGAAUAGAUUGAAUACACUGGCUUACUUUGUUACUUAAGAAUUUUUUAUCCAAACAUGACAUCAGCUGCAGUUUUGAUAGCUGUAUUCCUAGAUGUAUUUAAAACAUUUUUCUUUUUUAAACAUGAGUUACCAAAAUAGUUUUCAGACUUUUUUUUAGGUGCAACCUUUUUCUGAAGCUGUGUGCAGAUUGGUUUUGGCUGAUGACCUCUGCAGAAGACGUUAAAAAUAAGAUCACAUUGUUUUGAAACAUAAAUUAUUUGAUCAAUUGUUUGUGGUAGAAUUAAGAUUUUUUUAUUAUUAUUAUUUUGUUGUUUGUUUAUCAUUCAGAAUGAAUAGAAAGCACUAGUUAGUGUAUGCACUGUGGUAAAUGAAGAGGAGUUCUCAUUCUGUCACUUACUCCACAGUUGUAAGUGAAGAUGGCCCAGUAGUCUGCAUUUUGCUGGUUUGGUUAUCUUUUUUUAGGUUUAUUAGAAUCUUUGCAACAAACCGAUGUGUAUUUUUAAAAGUUAACUACACCUGUGUAAAUCUAAUGUAUUGAACAAUGAUCUUGAAAGUAAAAUCUUCCUAUAUAGUCUCUAGUUUGAAAAACAGAAUAUGGUCAGAUGCCAAAGAGAUGGGGGUUUUGUUUAAGGAGUAAACACCAUUUAUUGAAAUACCCUAUGAAACUGUAUUUCUGGCUAAAAAAUAAAAA
This is a messenger RNA of Gavia stellata (red-throated loon), 2438 nucleotides long. It is a transcript of the gene MACIR, whose product is annotated as macrophage immunometabolism regulator. The record is from RefSeq and is a predicted model, not a curated record. Gene Ontology annotation, biological process: negative regulation of cytokine production involved in inflammatory response; negative regulation of fibroblast migration. The transcript has 2 exons. Lineage: Eukaryota; Metazoa; Chordata; Aves; Gaviiformes; Gaviidae. The coding region runs from base 73 to 696 and encodes 207 amino acids.